Arctia plantaginis is the source of this 3033-nucleotide messenger RNA. The record is from the annotation of a GenBank genome assembly. Lineage: Eukaryota; Metazoa; Arthropoda; Insecta; Lepidoptera; Erebidae.
AUGAAGGUCUCGGGGCUUAUAAUUUUAUCAUUUAUUUUGGUGCAAGGAGUUUACUGUUACUGUCCGUCGUUGUGUACAUGUAAAGGGAAUAAGGCAGCUGAAGGGGCGUUAGCGGAGCCCCAGGCGGGCGAGCUGCUGCGCCUCAAGUGUGGUGGCAGCCCGGCACAGUUUACUGAACUCAAGGAGAUAGACUUGACGAAGCUAUGGACUACAGUAGUAAGCUUAGAUUUAUCUGGAAAUGCUAUUUCGACAUUGUCUAGAGAGCUGUACCUGCCUAAUUUACAAAAACUGGAUUUAAGCAGAAACCAGAUAUCUUUAAUAGAGUCUGAUGCGUUCUACAACAUGACAUCAAUCCAGCGGCUAGACCUGUCGCAUAAUCAAAUCAGCAAUGUGUACAAGGAGAUGUUUAAGGGGCUCACAAACUUGGAGAGGUUGAUUUUGUCACACAAUCACAUAUCUGCCAUGUCUGCUGGGACUUUUGACCAUCUUGUUGGACUAAAGCAAUUGGAUAUAACAGACAACCCUUUGGUUUGCGAUUGCGAUCUUCUCUGGGUCGGUGAUUGGUCUCGAAACACAAGCGUCAAACUAGUCGGGACCCCAAAAUGCGCCUUCCCAGAAAACCUGGUCAACAAAAGCGUCAGAAAACUCAAGAUCUUCCUCGAUUUAUCUGCCUGCGGGAGUGUUCUCUCAUCAAACACUUUAAUAGUAAAACCAUCACAUGACCAAGUUGUUUUCGUAGGAGACACCCUCACCCUAUCUUGUAACGCACCCUUUGCGUCAGUGAUGGCAAAGUACGAACUAAGAUGGGUCCAUCCAAUGCUUGAAAUAUGUGUCGUGAAUAUCACAAACACGGACAUGCAAGAAGAAGGCCUCGCUGAGACUACGAUACAUUUUCCAAAUAUAACACAGCAUGACAUGGGAAAUUGGACUUGCAUGUACAGUGAUCAAAAUCAUAUAAGGCAUAAUCACACCGUUGAAAUACUGGUUUUAUCAAAUAAUACAAAAUAUUGUAACACAACAUAUGCAGUGAAUAAUAAAGGGUUGUACUCAUGGCCUCAAUUGUUGGUGAAUCACACAGCAACAGUGCCAUGUAGAAGCGGUGAAGGAUUUGCCCGGCGAUUCUGUUAUUUGCAAGAUGGGAAUGCAACGUGGAGUCAACCGGAUACCAAUGAAUGUUCAUACAUAAGUAAUGUGACUAAAUUGCUUCAACAGUUUGCGCUAUUGAAUGUAAGUUUGGUUCAGUAUUCUGCUGUGAAUGCUACUGAAAGACUUGCCAUGCUGAUACAAGAGAAAACUUAUCCGUUGGCUGAGAUUGUUGAUCCGGAUGAUGUCAUGUUUAUAUCCAAAGCUAUACGGAAUUAUAUGCAGUACAUUGCUGAUGAAAAAGCCUUGGGCCCCGCAUUAUUGGACGUGAUAAGCUCCACGAUGAACAUAAGCAUGCCAGUUCUGUCUCGUGCUGAAUCUAUGUACGGCGCCUGCACGGAUAUGGUGCAGGCUGCUGAAGAAAUAUCCGCUCAUAUUGCUAAUAUACACGGACAAAAGUCGAAGCUAGCCGUGGAGCGGUUCCGCGUGUCGGAGGGGUUCAGCGGCACCACGUGCGUGUGGUACAGCGUGAGCCGCGGCGCGGCCCCGCGCCUGCACUGCACCACCACCAACCGCACCGUGGCGCCGCUGCUCACCGUCACCGACGCCUACAUACACGCCAGCGUGCAGAUACCGCAAUCCUUACUCUACAGCUCCACAGACUCCGGUGUAUUACUCCAGAGUCACCCACACGACCUGGUGAUAUCAGUGUACGAGGACGCGUCUCUGUUCCCUUUGCUGCCAGUGAUGGACAACGACCGGCUGACUGGUCACAGGACCAAGGAUUACUACGGCAGGAGUACGAAGAGAGAAGACAUGAAUAUGGAAAUAACGUCACCCGUUGUUGGAUUUCAGUUGAAGAACGUGUCUUUGCGAGGCGCCCUGUUGGAGCCCAUCAUAGCGACGGUGCGCGCGCGAUCUGUGGGGGGAGUGGAGGGGCGCGCCGCGCUCUGGGACCCGCGCACGCGCAGCUGGCAGGACAACUCGACAGGUACGUGCUCUGUACAUAGCGAGGGGGGGGAGUGGAGGGGCGCGCCGCGCUCUGGGACCCGCGCACGCGCAGCUGGCAGGACAACUCGACAGGUACGUGCUCUGUACAUAGCGAGGGGGGGGGAGUGGAGGGGCGCGCCGCGCUCUGGGACCCGCGCACGCGCAGCUGGCAGGACAACUCGACAGGUACGUGCUCUGUACAUAGCGAGGGGGGGGAGUGGAGGGGCGCGCCGCGCUCUGGGACCCGCGCACGCGCAGCUGGCAGGACAACUCGACAGGUACGUGCUCUGUACAUAUCGAGGGGGGGGAGUGGAGGGGCGCGCCGCGCUCUGGGACCCGCGCACGCGCAGCUGGCAGGACAACUCGACAGGUACGUGCUCUGUACAUAGCGAGGGGGGGGAGUGGAGGGGCGCGCCGCGCUCUGGGACCCGCGCACGCGCAGCUGGCAGGACAACUCGACAGCGAUGGGGGGGAGUGGAGGGGCGCGCCGCGCUCUGGGACCCGCGCACGCGCAGCUGGCAGGACAACUCGACAGGUACGUGCUCUGUACAUACCGUUGGAUGGGAGUGGAGGGGCGCGCCGCGCUCUGGGACCCGCGCACGCGCAGCUGGCAGGACAACUCGACAGGUACGUGCUCUGUACAUAGCGAGGGGGGGGAAUGGAGGGGCGCGCCGCGCUCUGGGACCCGCGCACGCGCAGCUGGCAGGACAACUCGACAGACUGCAAAAUAUCGCACGUGAUAUCAGAAAUGAUUAUCAUGAGCUGUUCACGGCUGGCCUACGUGGGACUUCUUCAAAGCGUCGAAACUGGCAUUUACGGCGCCAGGACCGAUGGCGCAAGGUUCAAGGUAUCCCACCCGGCCGUCUAUGUAGGCAGUUUGAUCCUCAUCGGAUGCGUCAGCUGCGCCACACUGACAUACAUCAUGUGUUAUCCAGCCAUCCAAAUGGCGAAGAAAACUAA